AUGUUGUGGGCUCUAAUUGAUGAUACCAUAGCAAUAUCGAUACCAACAUCUUGUAGGAUGAACAAUAACAGGGUUUCUACUCCUCGUGACAAAUGGUUUGACAGAGACUGCUCACAAGCAAGGAAAAAAUCAUUUGCUUGGUUAAAGCUUGUAAGGAAGUACCCUCAAAACCCCUUUCUAAAGCGUGAAUAUUUGUCCGCUAACAAAACUUUAAAAGCCUUGCUUAAGUCUAAGCGUCAAGCAUACUUUGAGAACAUUGCACACGAUCUUUCAAGUUGCAGGAACGCGUCACAGUUUUGGAGCAAAGUCCGCCUUAUAAACAACGACAGUCAAUUACCGCGACCUUGCCUACCGAUCGAGCUGAAGGAUUUAUGCGAACAUUUCAAAAACCUCACAAAGGACAAGUUUACUACGAGCUUCCAAUUUGCUAUCCCUUUUCAGGCGGAUGACGCCUUGGACGCCCCUCUCUGUAUCUUAGAGGUAAAGGCAGUUUUGGUUGAACUGAAAUGUAACAAAGCUCCAGGAUCCAACGGUAUACCGCCGGAAUUUUACAAAUUCAGCACACCCUCAUUCAUCGAACACUUUACUCUAGCGCUUAACCAGGCUUUCGAAGACGGAUGCAUACCUACUUAUUUUAAGGAUUCUAUCGUCACUCCCAUAUUCAAGAAAGGUGACCGCACUGAUCCUGCAAACUAUAGAGGAAUAUCCUUGCUGAACACUUCAAUGAAAAUUCUGACAAGGCUUCUAUACAAAAGACUCUACGGUUGGGUUCAAGCAAAUCAUCUCCUUGGUGAGUCUCAAGCCGGGUUCCGCAAGAACUACUCAACGAUAGACCAAAUCUACUCACUCACAUCCAUUGCGGACAUCUUCAUUAAAGAUAAAAAGAAGCUGUAUGCCUUCUUUAUAGAUUUUAAAGCUGCCUUCGACACCAUCGACAGAAAAGCUCUUAUGCUUAAACUUACAACAAAGGUGUUUCAACAAAGUUUGGACGCAUUUUGGAAAAAUUUUAUGAAUCUACAACAUCUGCAAUCUCUUUCAACAACGAUAUAA
This is a messenger RNA of Eupeodes corollae, 1050 nucleotides long. RefSeq lists its product as uncharacterized. The transcript has a single exon. The record is from RefSeq and is a predicted model, not a curated record. Bases 1 to 1050 code for a protein of 349 amino acids. Lineage: Eukaryota; Metazoa; Arthropoda; Insecta; Diptera; Syrphidae.